GCCAAUUGGAGGACUUACAUUUAAAGAUGAAGUUCCAGAACUGGUUCAAGCAGAUACUAGCACAGAAGGUGACACAGCUGAACCAAGAUUAAUCAUACCAUUAACUAGUGGAAGAGAUAGCAGAGAUAGAACAGCUGGUGUACCCUAUGCAAAGUUUGCACACUUAAAACAUACUUAUUAUACCACUAAAACACACUUAAUUUAA
Messenger RNA from Entrophospora candida, 205 nucleotides. The record is from the annotation of a GenBank genome assembly. NCBI's taxonomy places the organism in Eukaryota, Fungi, Glomeromycota, Glomeromycetes, Entrophosporales, Entrophosporaceae.